UUCAGAAUGUCAAACUAAACAGUGCUGGUUAGUUUGUAUUGCGGUAAACUGUGUAAGGCCAGUUUAGUUCCUACCUAGAAAAAAUCUAAAUUAAAUGGAUUUGGACUGGCCAGGAUGUAAGAAUGACUUGGCCAAGGACAUCCAUGACACACUAAAGGCUAGGGAAAACUUUAUGCUGCGUCUUACCGGCAGCUCAAAGUUGAUGUACUGGCGCAGGUACUUGGUCGAUUGGCUUGCACUUACAUGCCAGAAGUAUAGACUCAACAGCAAUGCUCAGCAUCUUGCUGUGUGUCUCUAUGAUCGGUUUACAGACCAAUUCCAGCUUGGUGUUGAAGACUUGCAAAUGCUUGUGCUUUGCUGUCUACUAGUGGCAAGCAAGUUUGAGGAGCGAGAGGAAAAAAUCCCAAAGUUCAAGAUUCUCAUGGACCAUCUCCAGUGGAAUCUUAAUGCUGCAGAGUACAUGACCAUGGAAAUCCGUUUACUCAGUGCAUUUGAGUGGGACAUUGGGUUUCCAACUGCUUCCCACUUCAAAGAGUACUACAUGCAAGUGGCUCUUGGGACACGCGAUUUACAUGCUGGUCAACCUCUUACGAACCGAGAGCAAGUGUAUAUGUACCUGGAAAAGAACGUUAGCUACUUUUUAGAAGUCUCGCUCCAAGACCAAGCCUUUCUGGUGUUUAAGCCUUCUCUCAUUACUGCCUCAUGUGUUGCUGCUUCCCGAAUUUGUCUUCACAUAGCUCCCACAUGGACUGUGGAACUGCAUAAAGUCACCAACUUCGCCUGGCAUCACCUGGUACCUUGUAUUGAGAUUCUGUUACGCUUACACGAUGAAGACAGACGUGCAAUGCAUAGUAAUGGAUCUUCUUCCCAUGUGUCCGGCACCCUCAGCAUUGCGCAUCAACAGGUACUAAACAGCACCGGCAGUACACCAGUAACAUCCCCCGUACCUCCACUACCAUUUACAUCCGAUAAUCAGCGCAACCAGCAUAUGCCAACUACCAUUCCAACUGGAAGAUACAACCGUGGCUACCUGGUUUGAUUCCAACUCAGAUUAGAAAAUUUUUCUUUUGUAUAAUGCGUGUUCUGCUUUCCUUUUCGUGCAGUCUAUUGCUCUUCACUUUUCUUUUCAAAUUGUAUAUUGUUUAUCAGUGCCACCUCUUAUAAAACAGCCAACUGUGCCAUAAGUUACCAUCUUGCCAAGAAUAUCAAGCAAAAAAUCAAAACAAAAUCUAUGUCAAAUGUAUUUUGAAAAUGCAUCUCAAUAUUCACUGUGAUACCUUCAGGUUCUCUUACUGUUAAACUCAUCCCGAAUUAACGUACGUGCUGCUCUGCCUUCUGUGUGUUAGUCUCUUAGUUCAGCAUUGCAUUUGUUUUGCACAUUUUACAAACCUGCAUAUGUUUCUAUUGCAAUUGUUUUACAUUCAUUUCUCAUACUACCGACAUUGUAGUGCUUGCUUUUGUUAUACCUUGCUUGAGUUCAAGCUGUACUGUCACUCACAUUCUUUGUAUUCAUACACUUGAUGUGCAUUGCAAAUUAAAUAAAA
Messenger RNA from Ciona intestinalis (vase tunicate), 1544 nucleotides. Its product is annotated as cyclin-J. Lineage: Eukaryota; Metazoa; Chordata; Ascidiacea; Phlebobranchia; Cionidae. The record is from RefSeq and is a predicted model, not a curated record.